AUGGCCUACAAUAGCUACCAUCCCAACACCCAGCCAGACAGACGGUCCAGUCAUGGCCUCAACCACAAGAUAUCCGGCCUUUCCGACGCAGAUAGCAGCUCGGGACUGCGGGGCCGCGAAUCCCUCGUGUCGCUGCAGUCGUACCACGAGUCACCGCCGCUAGGCAACGUAUCGGAGGAGAAUGACUACAGUCGAGCGUCAUGGUCGGUACCACUGCCAUCUUUGGGCGGCGCAGGAGGACGAUUCCAGCCCGUGUCCCCAUCCACGUCUGCGUCCGGCCUCGGCGGGCGCUUCAAGAGCUUCCGCGCACGGGUUGCGCAGCCGGAGACCACCAUCCACGAGGACGAGAGCAUCGACAUGUCGCUCCUGCGCUCGGCAGCACCGCCGGGCCAGUCGCCUUCAUCUUACGCUCCAGUGUCAGCGACCGAGCCGGCAUUUGACCUGACGUCGUUCGCGGGGCCGAUGGGCACGCACGACGAUGAGUUUCUCAAGACGUUACAGGUGCAGGAGGCCAGUGGCCAGCUGACGGGCGGGCUGGGCCAGGGCGAGCAGAGCCCGAAUACCGUCAUCAAGGGCGACCAGCUGCUGUCGCCUAUGCCGUCUCUGCGGCGAACCCUGACGCAGUCAUUGUCGAUGCGGCGGACGCGGACGCCGAGCGCGGGCUCGCGCUCGGGGGGAUGGGAGGAUCUCGGGCAGGAAGAGGCGAAUAAAAGGGGAGAGGUCAUCGAGGUCAUUAUAGAAGAGGAGUCCGCCGAUGUGGAUUUGAGUUCUAUGGUGGGCCCGAGUCCGAUGGGCAUGGAUCCGGAUCGCGCACGGCAUUCGAUAACGUUGCCGGCACAGACGUCGCAGAAGCGCGUCUUCUACCCACAGCCCAACUGGAAGCCGUUCUGGCUGCGGUGGCCUUAUCUCCUCUUCAUGAUCGUGCUGUCCAUCGCGCUCGCUAUCUGCCAAGAGGUUUUGUACCAGCAGGCAACGCGAAAACCACUGAUCAGUUUCACCAAGGCUGAGGACAUCGACCCGGGAUUUUACUUCGUGUUCAAGUACGUGCCGACCAUUAUCACGGUUACAUAUGGCGUGCUAUGGCAGUGUACCGACUUCGAGGUCAGUCGAUUGGAGGCGUACUACCAGAUGUCCAAGGAGGGAGGGGCGCUGGCGGCCGAGUCGAUCAAUGUCGAUUAUAUUACCAUGUUCAACUUCGCCCGACCGCUCUUCGCAUUGCAACGGAAGCAUUAUGCGGUGGCUGUAUCGUCUGUGGCUACGCUACUUGCCGUCUCCCUGGUUCCGACCCUGGGCUCCGCCGCUCUGGUUCUGAACCCAAGCCGGGCCAUGCGGCUAUCCGACCCGAGUCUGGAGAAGACUAUUACAGUCAGCUCCACGCUAUCUCGGCUCCUGACCAUCACAUUCUUCGUCAUCGCUAUGCUGGGAUGCGUGCUCUACUACCAGCUCAACACCCGACGGUCGGGUCUGCUGUCUGACGUCAAGGGGAUCGCCGGGCUGGCGUCGAUGGCCGUCGUCUCCCACAUCAUGAUGGACUUCAAGGACAUGGACACAGUGAAGCCCAAGGACAUCCAUCGCAGGCUUAAGAACCACCGGUAUGUGCUGCGUAAUUCGUCGCUGGCGCCCGAGGACGACUCGAAGACACCGGUCAGCCGGCGCGAGAUCGACAGCUACAACGAAACGCACCUCUCGGAGAACCCACACCCGCUGAUGCUGCGGGCAAGAGGCUGUAUUCCGUUCAUUGCGGGGAUCCUACUGUUCCUGGGCUUCAUACCGGUGUUCCUCUUCACCCCGGCGAGCGCGCUGACAGAGCACGCACCGUGGGUGGUGACGGCGCUCGCCGUGUGCAUCAAGCUGGGCUGGGGAUCCCUAGAGACGGCGAUCCGCAUGAUGGAGCCGUACUACAUCCUGUCGAAGCGGCACGCGCCGGCCAAGACGCUGACGCUCGACUACACGGCCAUGCCGUUCGCGGCGGUGGCCCUGCGCGCGCUCUACAACCGGCACUGGGUCGUGGUCCUGGUCGGCUGGGGCACCGUCAUGGUGGAGGGCCUGACCAUCUUCGCGACGAGCCUGGCGGCGAUCGAGGGCAGGGACUUCCUGUCGCGCGUCUCGGAGGGCGAGCACUCCCUCGACAAGGGGCUGGGCUCGGGCUCGGAGACGGUGCGCUCGUUCGUCGUGACGCUCGCGCUGACCGUCUUCAUCCUCAUCUACCUCGCCGUCGUGGCGGGCGUGGUGUUUGUGCGCCGCCGCCACCCCUUCCUGCCGCGGCAGCCCAACACCAUCGCCAGCGUGCUGGCCUUCAUGCACCAGAGCAAGAUGCUGUACGACUUUGUCGGCACGGCCAAGUUCACCAACGCGCAGAUGAUGCGGCGCCUCGACGACAUCGGCAAGACGUACGGGCUGGGCUGGUUCGACGGCCGCGACGGCCAGACGCACUGCGGCGUCGACGAGGAGGAGCUGUCGGGGAACUACAAGCACGGCAUCGAUGCGGCGCAGGGGAACAAGCCGUGGCUUACGGAGUGGCAGCUCUUUUGA
This is a messenger RNA of Anthostomella pinea, 2532 nucleotides long. NCBI's taxonomy places the organism in Eukaryota, Fungi, Ascomycota, Sordariomycetes, Xylariales, Xylariaceae. The record is from the annotation of a GenBank genome assembly.